Aplosporella prunicola CBS 121167 is the source of this 975-nucleotide messenger RNA. RefSeq lists its product as uncharacterized. The transcript has 2 exons. The coding region runs from base 1 to 975 and encodes 324 amino acids. NCBI's taxonomy places the organism in Eukaryota, Fungi, Ascomycota, Dothideomycetes, Botryosphaeriales, Aplosporellaceae. The record is from RefSeq and is a predicted model, not a curated record.
AUGUCCACGACCCUCAGUGCCCGCCUCCUCGCGUCAGCAUCUCGAGCACCACCUCAUGCCCGCGUCCCCGCACUGCUGCGGAGCCGCCGGCGCGCGCUGAGCAGCACCUCUGCUGCGCGCGCGGCGGCGGCGGCGGCGUCAGCGUCAGCAGAGCCGAAGUACACGAAGCCGGCGCUGCGGAAGGAGGUCAAAGAGGAGAUCAAGGAGGGGGACAAAGGCGGGAACCCGGGGGAGUGGUCGGCGCGGAAGGCGCAGAUGACGACGCUGGAAUACAUGAAGCGCGGCGGGGGAUUCACGACGCCCAAGAGCGAGCAGGACCCCUCGCAGGAGCGCCUCUCGCAGUGGACGGAGGAGGAGUGGCAGACGAAGGAGGGGGAGGGACAGUCGAGGCAGGGGGACGGGAGCACGAAGAGGUAUUUGCCGAAGAAGGCGUGGGAGGAGAUGGGGGAGGGGGAGGGGAGGGCCACGGAUCAGAGGAAGGUCGACGCGAGUAGGAGGGGGAAGCACGUUGUAAGGAAUACAGAGGGGGCGAGGGAGGAGCGGCGCAAGGUGAGUGAGGAGAGUGAGAGUAAGAGGGGAGCUGUGAAGGAGGGUAGGGCGUCGAAUGAGAAGCAGGCGGAUGGCGUGAAGCAGGCGGAUGGCGUGAAGCAGGCGGAGACCGUGAAGCAUGCGGAGAACGCGAAGCAUGUUGCCAGCACGAAGCAGACGGACCACGCGAAGCAGGGCGCCGACGCCAAAAGCCAGUCCUCUUCUCCCCAGCCCCAGUCCGGGCAUUGGGUGCCGCGAAAGGGACAGAAGAUCACCAGGAAGGUCGGGGGAACAGAGGUGGAAGCCGAGGUGGUGGAAGUAGUGUGGGAGAAGAAGGUGGUAGAGGGAAAGCCGGCCAAUGGCUCCAAGGACGAUCCCCGGGUUGUGCUUAGAGGGAUCCCGUCUGGGAAGGUGGUGGUGCGAGGACUGGAGUCCGUUUCUUUCUGA